UAAAUAAUUAAAUAAACAAAUAAAAAUAAAAUAAAUAAUGACUCAUGUGGAUAAUUGCUUUGCGGGUGCACCCCAGGAUUUUCUCAUAUGUAUCACAGUGCAUAAAGCUGCAGAGACGGGCUUGCCCAAUGGAGAGCUUUACGUGAAAAUAUGUUUAGAUAAAAUGACCAAAAAUACAAAAACCCAAACGAACACCGAAAAUCCAUUCUUUAAUGAGUAUUUUGUAUUCGAGUUCCACUGUACGCUCGCAAAGCUUUUGCGACUGACUGUACUCUUUGAGCUGAAAAGGUAUUUGAUGUACAAGAAGAAUGCAAAUAUGGGUGAGUUGAUGAUUGAUUUGCAUAGCGUAUGGAACCAGCCGAAUCACAGCUACUUCAAGCGAUGGGGGCGACUCGAGGUGCCCCUUGGGGAGCAACCCUCCAAGGAGAGAGAGCGCGAAUCAUGUGGCUAUCUCCAAAUCGACUUGGCCAUCGUCUCGCAGCACAGCGCUUUGAAGACGAUUCCAACUACGGACGAACAUGAUCAAUCGAUCAAGUGGCCAACUCAUCAUGACUUUGACGACAUUAAGAGCAAUCUCUUAGAGGACGUCGACUCAGAUACAUUGAGUAAUAUUCGUUACUUCAUCCGCUUCUAUCGAGGCAUCUUCACGAAGCGGAAUAACUACAUGAUACAAGUAUCGUUUGCUGGCUUCAAAGGUAAAACGAAUGUGGAGAAGAACACAGCGACACCCGUGUGGAAUCAGGAGAUAAGCUUUGCUUGGGUCUACCCCUCUUUGGCCCAACGAUUUCUUAUCUUGAUUAUGAUGCAGGAGCAUAUGCAAUGGAAAUGUAUAGCCGAAUAUGAGAUGAUUUUUGAUGAAAUUGCCUUUGAAGAUAAGCCCUCUUUUGGGCCAACGUAUCUGCAUCUGUAUGAUCCCAUUAUUCCUACGAACUAUGUGGGUCGUCUUUUGAUGGAGCUGCGUUCUGAAAAUCUGUCGGAAGGACAUCCCUCGCAUGUUGUGACUACACAAACGGUGCCUGGUCCAGCCCACUGGUCAGACCAGCCUUUCGUUGUGGAAUUCCUGCCCAUUCUCGGAGACCAUAUACCCAGCAGUGCGCAUCAGUAUAAAUUUGUAGUUAACCUAGCAGAGUUUGUGUCGAAUGAGCUGGAGGGCUCUCUGAAGACGCCAGCGGGCAAAUUUCGUUCGCAAAUGCAAACGAAAUCAUUUCGCCAAGAAUCGCCAUUUCAGUCUUGUAUGUUCCGUAUCAACCUGCCCGAUAAUCGCAUCAAAUUUGAAGCUGAUUUCUUUAUGAUUGAUAUAUCCAACUAUAUGCGCUCCGAGCUGGCCACCUUUAAGGUCUUUCAGCUCAAGUUUCCCAACAGCUUGCAACAACAGACCAGAUGCCUCAAGUACAUUAUCAACAGCAUCCUUUACAAGAUCGAAGAGAGCCUCGAUUUGCAUCGCUUUGACUAUGAUAUGGGUGAGCAGUGCACCACCUGGGACUUGAACAGGCAACAGUACGUGCUCACCUACUUCAGGAAGGCUCCCAAGGAAUUGCGCGCAUUGCGACAGAGACUGAAGUCGAGCUACUCACCGAAUUUGGACUCCACCAUUGUGGACAUAGUAAACGAGAUGCAUCGUCUAAUUGGGGAAAUAAAUUCGCUGUCUAAUUUGAUGCACGUGCAGGACGAUUGGCCGGAGUUAUUGCUCAGCUUAAGCGCAGGUGGCAAACAGGUUGGGGUCUGCCACCUAAACGCCAAGCACUUUCUGAAUCUGCAAAAGAGAGAGGUCAACCAGGCAAGCAAUCAUUGCUGGAAGGUGAAGAGCUUCCUCUUUAAAAGCAGCAGUUGCCCUCACACCUGCUUCAAUUGUGGCUGCAAUGCUGGCCUAGUCCUUGGCUGCAUUUCUAUAGUGCUCGACAGUGAACGGCACGAGUUUGCUUCGUGUAUUGCAGGCGAGUGGACCUCGCCCUCACCCUAUAGCUGGGUGCCGAAUGUGGGGCAUACGUUCUUCCGCUGUCACAUCUACGUGCAUCAGGCGAAGGUGCGACCCGGCAAUGAGAAUAAAGUCGAAUGCAAUGGACACGUGCGCGUUCUGUUUGCAUCGCAGGUAGUCGAAACGUAUGGAGCUAAGAGUAUCUGUUCGCCCAUUUGGGAUGCUGUGAUCACCAUCAAUGGCUUGUCCUUGCCGGGUGACAUUAGUUGGUAUCUGCAGAAUCCGCCGAUGCUAGCCUUGGAGUUCUUCAACUGUCAACACGAAACUGUGGGCAGUGGCCAAAUCGUGUCAAAUGUGAUCACUGCGGAUCAGAGCGACGAGAGCAGCCACGGCGAUGAAAGCAAGUAUUGGGGUCAGGGUGCUCUGCAGAAGUUGCAAAAGUUAAGGAAUGUCACUCCACCUCCUCUGAAGUGGAUUUCCGUGGCCAAGAAUGGAAUGGUCCAGGCUGAGCUGUUAAUGUCUGUGGAGUUGAAGCAGCUCGUUGGCGAUAAACAGGUCUUCGAUAAAGAGCCGGAGCUGACCACAGGCAUACCCCUGACUAUCAGACCCAACAUGCUUAACUACGUGCUCGAGGUUAUUUUCGUUGGACUGCGCAACUAUUCGAAAAUGGGCAUGAGCAUGGCGGGCAAACGACGUGCCAAGGUCAUCAUGGCCGAUCUGGUUUUGACUAGUGGACUGUCCACUUCGCGGGUGAAGAACAGCAUCAACUUCCUGGUCGCCUAUGCCUCCGGCGUGGUGAAUCUGCCCGAUCAACAAGAGUAUUGGCCAGCUAUAAUAGCCACAGAUGUGCUGGUCAGCACCUUCUCCAAUGAGUCUACCUUGGGCGCUGCUUUGAUACCUCCCUCGCCGAACUAUCUACAAAAGAAUCGGGUGAACAAAUGCACGCAAAAGUCAGCUGAGAGUUCCGCGGCCAAUUCCACAAUUGUUAUACAUCAGGAUGAUGACACGGAAGAGGACGAGAGGAUCAACCCAUUGGAGAGGGAAAACAUAUUCUGGAAACGUUUUAAGAUCAUUUUUGGCUUACGCUCCGCUGCCUAUGCCAACAAGAAUGCACUCAGCCUCUACGAUUGCAGGGAUUUGAACGAAGUCGUGGAUACACAGUUCACGUGGUGGACAAAGUUCUACAAUUCCAUGUGGACUGGACGCCAGGAUGGCUUGAACAAAUGCAAGCACAAGUUGAUCAUCUACAAUGGAGAACUGGAGAAGCAGCCACAAUUCAGUUUUCUCCAAGAUUGGGCUGUGCCCGUGCCGUUGGUGCAUGGCGUCAAGCUUAAGAAGCAUGCCCCACCCAAAGAGGAUGUCUAUGCCACACUGAAGCUGCAGAUUAAACUGACGCCUUGUGAGUGUGCGAAAGCUACGGAUGCUUUUGGCGAUGGGAAUAUUUUGCAUCCUUUGCCGGCUGCUCUAAGUCCACGUGAACAGAAUCUAAUCAAGUCGCUUACCGAUGUAGUCAAAAUCCUAGUCAGGGUUUACAUAGUACAGGCUCUGCAGGUGAGGCCUCGAGAUUGGUUUUCCGAUUCGGACACGUAUGUGCGCCUCACACUGGGUGGCAAAAUGGUCUCGGAUCAUGCACACUAUGUGCCCAAUCAAAGUAAUCCGGUUUUUGGACGCUUCUUCGAGCUGAGCACAACGCUGCCCGCCGAUCCCAUACUGGAGGUGGGCCUCUUCGAUCAUGACAAGCACAAAGAUGAAAUUAUUGGCUAUACACAAAUCGAUCUGGAGGAUCGUUGGCACAGCAAGCAUCGCGCCACAGUGGGCAUUCCACUGGAGUACUCACGCUUUGGCUACAACCAGUGGCGCGAUACAAUGCCGCCCUCCCAGCUGCUGGCCGACCUCUGCCUACAGCGCGGCAUUCAGCCUCCCUACUACUACGGCAAUGUGAUCGAGGUGGACGGCAUGCUCUUGGGCGAUGAGACCGUCAUUUCAAAGUCGGAGGAGCUGAAGGAGCGACUGAGCUUGACGGCCCUCCACAAUAUGGACAAGUUGCCGUCAUUUGGCUACAAACUGGUGCCGGAGCAUGUCGAAACGCGUUCCAUAUAUAACGACAAUAGUCCAGGGGUCUUACAGGGCAAAAUCCAAAUGUGGUUAGAGCUGUAUGAGGCGAGCCUGUUUCUGCCGACGCCUAUAGACGUGACACCCGUGCCGCCGUUUGACUAUGAGGUGCGUGUUGUGGUCAAAAGCUUGCGCAAUAUUCAGUUUGGGGAUACGAAUAUUUUUGGCAAAUUAAUGAGCGAUAUUUACGUGAUUGGCUGGUGCCAGGAUGCGGGCAAGUACCAGUCGACGGAUAUACAUUACCGUUCAUUUGCGGGCGAGGCUGCAUUUAAUUGGCGGAUGAUAUUCCAAAUGAAAUACUCGCCCAACGAGGACAUGAUGGUCAUAAGGCACACGGGCGGGCUGCAAGGCGAGGAAAUCGAAAUCAAGAAGCCACCAUUAAUCUAUUUUCAGGUGUGGGAUAAGGAUGUCUUAAGUCGAGAUGAAUACUUAGGCGCCCUGGAGCUCAAUUUAUCCGAUCUGCCCAUGCCCUAUAAGUCCGAGAGACGCUGCAAACCCUUUCCCAACUCCCAUCCGCGUAUCAAUCUAUUCAAUAGAACGACUGUUGAGGGCUGGUUUCCUCUUGUCGACAACCAAAAGAAGUCAAAUGCAGAAGCCGAGAAUAGGGCGGUUAUGGGCAAAGUACAGCUGCAGUUAGAUGUCUUAACUGAGGCUGAGGCCUCCAAUACACCUGCGGGCCUAGGUCAUCAGCCGCCCAUGGCGCUGGAGGCACCCAAUCGUCCCAAAACCUCGUUUAAUCCUUUGACACAUCCCUUCAAGUCCGCAAAUCUCAUUCUGUGGCCCGUCGUACGCAAAUAUGUUUACUGUGGAAUCUUCUUGAUGUGCCUUGCUCUGGGCUUGACUCUGUUUAUUUAUAAUAUGCCCACCCAACUUCUGAAAAUACCCCUCAAAUGA
Molecule: messenger RNA, 4921 nt
Organism: Drosophila hydei
Lineage: Eukaryota; Metazoa; Arthropoda; Insecta; Diptera; Drosophilidae
Gene: mfr
Product: fer-1-like protein 6
Exons: 14
Coding region: 38-4921 (1627 amino acids)
Biological process (GO): plasma membrane organization
Source: RefSeq, a predicted model, not a curated record